Molecule: messenger RNA, 2400 nt
Organism: Penicillium taxi
Lineage: Eukaryota; Fungi; Ascomycota; Eurotiomycetes; Eurotiales; Aspergillaceae
Exons: 1
Coding region: 1-2400 (799 amino acids)
Source: RefSeq, a predicted model, not a curated record
AUGAUUCAUACUAGUAUUGCAUCAAUUCCAAUUGAAAAGCUUGAAAACUUUGAAAAAUGCCUGCGAAACAAGUUGGAUGUCUAUAGUCGAAAGCUGGAGCUUGCCGAUCUGUACUCGCGACUUUUGACUGAAUGGAUAAAUUCAUCUUCCGAGGAAGCUGCAGAGCCUGCAGAGAUUCUCACCGACCAGGACACUCUGGAAGGUCAGAGAUUGAGACUUGAGAAGCUCUGUGAUAAGUUUGAGAGAGCAGUCUUUGAGCCUUACCAAACUGACCGAGUGGAGAUCGAUUCAUUUCUGGAUGAUAUUUUCCAAACGGAGCAGGCCAAGAGUUCUCUGGAUCGCUUGCGCGACGAUUUACGGAGGGGCCUCACUUGUAUAUGGAACCAGGAGGAUCCUUUUGACAUCGACACAUUAUCCAACUGCAUCCAAGCUCUCAAGAGAUCCGAUGUGAUUACAGAGGAGAAACGAGAAACUUUAAAGUACUUCCUCAACAACAAUGUCGCCUUGGCCGAAAUUGCCGACGUCUUGAACAUGAGAUACGCGGACUUGAAGAACUGGGACUGGAAUGUCGGGGUCGAUGGUAUCCCUGUACUUCCCCGCCAACAACUCAAUGGCAAAUACCGGAUAUGUAUGGAUGAUGAUUUCCUGCAAAUGAUCUUUAUGGAAUAUAUCUGCGUCCAAAUUUGCGAUACUCUCAAAGACGCUCUGAAGAGAUUCAUGACUGGUUCGUGGUGGAAAUUCAAGCAAGGGCCUCAGAUGAUGGAUAGGGAUACCAUUAGACGAAAGUAUUUCGUUGGCCCUGCAGAAGAGUAUACUGUUGAGGAGCUCCGUGAAAAUGAUUUUCAAUCCACAUUCUUCAUGUCAUCUCUACCGGACAAUUCAACAGAACAUGGCUUUGGAUACGACGAGGAUGAGGAGACGUUCGAAGGGAAAAGUGUGAGGCAGGAGCUACUCAGAAAGGUUGCUACGGAGACCUUUUUUCGCCACCAGUUUCAUGGUGAGGCUGCUAUUCUACAGACGGAUUUCCAGUGGUUUGGAACAUCAAUGCCACACAGCACCAUCUACGCUAUUUUGGAGUUCACCGGCUUUCCACAGGAAUGGAUAGAGCUUCUUCAAAAAUAUCUAGAAGCGCCAUUGAAUAUGGAUCAGUCAUUUGAAGGGCAUGAAAAGGUGGGGCCCCGAAAGCGCGGACGAGGAAUACCGAUCGGACACACUUCAGCAAAGUUGAUUGGUGAAUUAGUUCUCUUCAUCAUGGAUUUUGCGGUCAACCAAAAGACUGGCUUACUUCUUUACCGUCUUCAUGACGAUAUUUGGCUCACUGGCUCACCUGAAAAGUGUGCACAGGCAUGGGAAGUCAUGCAGGAGUUUGCCAAAUUGAUGGGUCUUGAAUUCAACCGAAACAAGUCCGGAUCUGUAUGUCUCGGAGACUCAGUUGACGUUCAAGUGAGAUCUCGAAUGCCUCUAGGUCCAGUCAAGGUCGGCUUUUUGAUGCUGAACACGGAGGGUAUGUGGGUCAUUGUUCAAUCUCAAGUUGAUGCACAUAUUCAGCAGCUUAAGCUUCAACUUGAGAGCUGCCAGAGUGUCAUCUCAUGGGUUCGCACCUGGAACAGCUGUAUUGGAAGGUUCUUCAAGAGCACCUUUGGUACGCCAGCAUGGUGUUUCGGACGUCCUCAUGUUGACGCUAUCCUUGAAACCUACAAGAAAAUGUAUGGGGUCAUUUUUGAAACUGGGGAUUGCAAAACUGGUGGGACUAUCACAAAGCAUCUGAAAAAUAUGAUUGAGCUUAAAUUUGGGCUCUCUGAAAUUCCAGAUGCGUUUUUCUUCCUGCCGGAGAAGCUUGGAGGUCUCAACUUGCGCAAUCCAUUUAUUUCAAUUUUCAGGUUCCGCGACGAUUUGGAUAGCUCUCCAGAUGCGUACAUGAAGGGAUCCCUCAUCCAUGAACGUAAGAGCUAUAUCUCUGCGGCAAGUGACUUCGAGAAAAUGAGUGCAAACGCUCGACGUCGCAGAUGGGAAUCCCUAGAGGAAGAUCAUGAACCGACUGAACUUACAGAAGCUUUUUUGCACACUGAUAAGGAAAAAUUCAUUUCUUUUGAUGAGUGGAGUAAGUUUCGGGAGAGUACAAGCUCCAAGUUGGCUGAUCUAUAUCUUCAGUUCAUGAGGGUCCCCUUAUGUGGUUUGAAAAAGCCAAGGUCAGAUCAAAACUUUCGCACAACAUUGCAAAGUGUAAGAAGUGAAUUUGGUCUUAGGAAUACCGCAGAACUACAUUGGACCCUUGCCUUCUUUGCUGAUAGUCUUCUGGCAAACUUUGGUGGAUUGAAUCUUGUCGAUAAACAAUUCUUACCAAUCGGCGUCUUGGAGAUGAUCAAAGAGAAGAAGGUGAGUUGGCAGAUGGUACUUUAG